This is a messenger RNA of Plenodomus lingam JN3, 2094 nucleotides long. RefSeq lists its product as uncharacterized. Gene Ontology annotation, biological process: secondary metabolite biosynthetic process. Lineage: Eukaryota; Fungi; Ascomycota; Dothideomycetes; Pleosporales; Leptosphaeriaceae. Gene Ontology annotation, molecular function: oxidoreductase activity, acting on CH-OH group of donors; flavin adenine dinucleotide binding. The record is from RefSeq and is a predicted model, not a curated record.
AUGCUUCUCUCAGCUAUUACCUCGUUGGCCCUCUUCGUGACGCUGGUCCGAUGUGCACCGACUGUACGUCGCGAUCAUCUCGUCGCUCGGAAGCUAUUGGGAUCGUCUUUUGGAGUCCCUAGGAAUGCAACCUAUGAUUAUGUUGUGAUUGGCGGUGGAAAUUCCGGCUUGACCGUAGCAGCACGGCUGGCAGAAGACCCCGCCGUGUCGGUGGCUGUGGUUGAAGCAGGAAGCUUCUAUGAAAUAGAGAACGGAAAUCUCAGCCAAAUUCCAGCAUACGAUACCUCUUGGUCCGGCAAAGACCCCAACGACGUCAACCGUGUAGACUGGGGAUUUGUUACUGAGCCGCAGAAGGAAAUGCUGAAUGCUAAAGUUCACUAUGCCCGCGGCAAGACUUUGGGAGGAUGCACUGCGCGAAACUACAUGGCCUAUCAUCGAGGGACCACGGGCACGUACAAAAUGUGGGCGGAUAUGGUUGGCGAUGAGAGCUACACCUUUGACAAUUUUGGCCCUUAUUUCGAAAAAUCCCUAAACUUCACGGAACCUAAAGGAAGUCGAGCACUCAACGCCUCGGCUGAAGUUGACAUCAAGACUCUCGGCAAUGGUACCGGGCCACUGUCAAUCACCUUCUCCAAUUACGCCAAUGCCAUGUCUUCCUGGGUCCAAAGAGGCCUCGCAGAUAUUGGCAUUCACCCCCAGCAAGGAUUCACCAGCGGAACCUUGGCUGGGUCUUCGUAUGUCCUUGAAAACAUUGAUGCUACUCUUCAAACGCGCGAGUCAUCAGAGACGGCUUAUCUCCAACCUGCUCUCAGUAAGACUGGCCUCAUGGUCUUUCAAUCUACCUUGGCGAAGAGAAUACUCUUCGACUCAAAGAAAAGAGCGACGGGAGUAUUGCUGAAGUCGGAUGGCCAUGUUCCCUAUGUGCUCUCGGCUAGGAAAGAAGUCAUCGUCUCGGCUGGGGCCUUUCAAUCCCCGCAAUUGCUAAUGGUAUCUGGUGUCGGCCCCAAGGCUGCGCUUGAGGAACAUGGCAUCCCGAUCGUUGCAGACCGUCCUGGUGUUGGCCAGAACAUGUGGGACCAUGUCAUCAUGGGACCUUCGUAUCGCGUCAACGUCAUUACGUCAAGUUCACUUGGGGAUCCUGCCGUCUUAGCUGAGGCUGAGCGGCUCUACAACGAGAAACAAGAAGGGAUCUUGACCAACUCAGGAGGCGACUUCCUCGCAUGGGAGAAGAUUCCUGCAAAGCUGCGUUCAUCAUUCUCCAACAACACGCUUGCCAUGCUCAAUGCCAGCUUCCCCAGUGACUGGCCAGAAGUCGAGUACCUUUCGAUGAGCGGAUUUCUUGGAUAUCAGGAAAACUACGCGCGCGACGCCCCGACUGAUGGCUUCAACUACGCCACCGUAUCAACAGCACUGGUCGCACCGCUUUCGAGAGGGACUGUCGGUAUUCGAUCGGCAGACAUGGUCGACGCACCGGUGAUAGACCCACGCUGGUUAAGUCACGAAGCUGAUCGCGCGCUUGUGGUGGCGGGCUACAAGCGAGUGCGGGAGAUGUUUGCCACCAGCACUAUGCAGCCGGUGCUCAUUGGUCCCGAGUACUUCCCCGGUGCAAAUGUCACCAGCGACGAGGACAUCUUGCACGUGAUUCGCCAGACGAUGAGCACUGUCUACCACGCUGCCUGCACAUGCGCCAUGGGCCGAUCAAACGACAGCAAUGCAGUGGUAGACAACAAAGCACGCGUUCUGGGCGUCCACGGGCUGCGCGUUGUCGAUGCUGCUGCUUUUCCGCUGCUGCCUCCAGGUCAUCCUGUAGCAACAAUCUAUGCAUUGGCUGAGAAGAUUGCAGAUGAUAUACUCAAGGGCUUGGAUCGCUCGGAGAAAUGUCCAUCGUCUCCCAUUACCAGGCCACGGGGUGAUGGGUCAACACAUUUGUCAUCAGCUAUUACCUAUGUUGUCCAGAAUCAGAUGAAAACCUGCCAUGGCUUGUGGCUUACAUCCUACGAUGUGGGGGCAGGAUGUAGGAUUAUCGAUUGUGUGGCUAAAAUGGAGAUCCGCAAACGCGACAUUGAGAAGGCUGUCCAAUAUGACGGCGAGUAG